Messenger RNA from Opisthorchis viverrini, 231 nucleotides. RefSeq lists its product as hypothetical. The coding region runs from base 1 to 231 and encodes 76 amino acids. The record is from RefSeq and is a predicted model, not a curated record. Lineage: Eukaryota; Metazoa; Platyhelminthes; Trematoda; Opisthorchiida; Opisthorchiidae. The transcript has a single exon.
AUGGAAAGUGGUGGACCAGAUUCGACUAGUUCCAAGAGUCGGCGAACUCCACUUCCAUUUGCGAGGGCCCAAUUGACACAGUUGGUACGAAUGUCCACUGUGAGUGAUCAAAGACUUCCAUUACACUCCACACAAUUAUUUUCAACAUUUCUGAUCGAUCGGAUAAAGCAGAGUCCCAAAUUACGAUUAGGAAAUUCGCCCGACGAAUCGGAAAAACACCAAACAUCGUAG